CUACCUACAAUUUUCUCAAAAUCUUCGAUUCCCAUCCAAAUCCCUAACCCUAAUUCUCCCCUAUUUGCCUCCAUCCCCACCCUCACAAUGUCAACGGUUCCCGUCAACAACAACAAAAUAACUCUUCGAACAGCCGACAAUCACGAUUUCGAAGUGGAUGAAGCAGUGGCCAUGGAGUUCGGCACCGUCAAAACCUUCUUUGACGAAAAUCCCGAUGCCUCCGAUGAACCCAUUCCGCUCCCCAACGUCUCUUCCAAGUGUCUCUCAACAAUCAUUGAGUACUGUAAAUUCCAUCUAGCGCUCCGCGCCCGUGAUAACUCCUCGUCGGUGGAGGAUGAAGCCAAGGCCUAUGAUGAAGAGUUGGUCAAGGCUCACGACAAUGAGUCGCUGAUCGAGUUGAUCUUGGCAGUUAAUUAUCUGAAUAUUAAGGACAUGCUUGAUAUGCUGAACCAGGGCGCAGCUGACAGGAUUAAAAAUAAGAGCGUGCAGUAUGUGAGGAAGUUUUUCGGAAUAGAAAAUGAUUAUACGCCAGAGGAAGAGGCUGAGUUGAGGGCACAAUACCAAUGGGUGUUUGAAGGUGUCGAUCCGGACGAGGAUUGAUUGACUUUGAUGACCGGACGGUAGGCCGUGCACUAUCGAACUACGAUGCUGAAGGAGCAUGGCCCUAUCUUAUAGAUGAAUUUGUGGAAUACUUGAACGAGAAUGUCAUCUCUUAAAGAUCCAUUGUUAGUGUUGUUUAUGUCGCGAUGCCAACAUGGAAGUAAGUUUCUGAUUUUUCUGAAAAUAAGAUGCAAAAUACCUUGUGUGGUUUAAGCAUUUUUUUCUAAAUUACUGGAUUGAUUGUGCUUCUAUUUUUCUUUUCUUUUCUUUUUCGGGUUCAAUGGGGAUAAGAAAAUGUGUUGAUGGACUUUGGAUUACAUUUGUUAUUUGGACCUCUUAUUCUUAAUUAUGAAUUUUAAUUUAAUAUUUGGUAC
Hibiscus syriacus is the source of this 974-nucleotide messenger RNA. RefSeq names its product SKP1-like protein 14. The coding region runs from base 88 to 600 and encodes 170 amino acids. Gene Ontology annotation, molecular function: cullin family protein binding. Gene Ontology annotation, cellular component: cytoplasm; nucleus. The transcript is spliced from 2 exons. Gene Ontology annotation, biological process: SCF-dependent proteasomal ubiquitin-dependent protein catabolic process. NCBI's taxonomy places the organism in Eukaryota, Viridiplantae, Streptophyta, Magnoliopsida, Malvales, Malvaceae. The record is from RefSeq and is a predicted model, not a curated record.